Molecule: messenger RNA, 216 nt
Organism: Sclerotinia sclerotiorum 1980 UF-70
Lineage: Eukaryota; Fungi; Ascomycota; Leotiomycetes; Helotiales; Sclerotiniaceae
Exons: 2
Coding region: 1-216 (71 amino acids)
Source: RefSeq, a predicted model, not a curated record
AUGUGUGAGAUAAGGAUAUCGGAAGAUUUAACCAAAAGCAAAAAAAAAGAGAAGGAUGAAAAGAUUUGUAAGAGAGAUUGUGGGGUCGAAGUUUUGCAACAGCUGUGGUUUCCAAUGCAGGUGACAGAUCAGUCGAACGAGCUGGCGGAGGAUCGGAGAGAACCAACGAUACCAGGUGUUGAUUCUCAUGGUAACAGCCCGAAGCAUUCGGUCUAG